Messenger RNA from Mucor velutinosus, 1059 nucleotides. RefSeq names its product Fn3_like domain-containing protein. Lineage: Eukaryota; Fungi; Mucoromycota; Mucoromycetes; Mucorales; Mucoraceae. Gene Ontology annotation, biological process: adenylate cyclase-modulating G protein-coupled receptor signaling pathway. The record is from RefSeq and is a predicted model, not a curated record. The coding region runs from base 1 to 1059 and encodes 352 amino acids. Gene Ontology annotation, molecular function: GTPase activity; G-protein beta/gamma-subunit complex binding; G protein-coupled receptor binding. Gene Ontology annotation, cellular component: heterotrimeric G-protein complex. The transcript is spliced from 2 exons.
AUGGGCUGCUGUCAAUCCACCGAGCAAGUAGAGGAAAAGCAAAGAAAUCAAGAAAUUGAUGCACAGAUCAAAAGAGACAGAGUCAAUCUUCGAAAAGAGAUCAAAAUGCUGCUACUGGGUGCUGGUGAAUCAGGCAAAUCGACUAUUCUCAAGCAAAUGAAACUGAUCCAUGAUGGCGGGUACACACCUGAAGAAAGAGAGAGCUUCAAGGAAGUCAUCUUUAGCAACACAAUGCAAUCCAUGCGUGUCACUCUGGAGGCAAUGAACAACCUGGGCAUUGCUUUUGACAAUCCAGAGAACGAGGGACACAAGCGAUUGGUCUUGGAAGCGCCUCCUCAAAUCGACUAUCUUGGACAUGAACUGGUAGAAGCCAUUGCCUCGCUUUGGGACGACCAAGGCGUGCAACAGUGUGUCCAGAGAUCAAAUGAAUUCCAACUAAAUGAUUCAGCACGAUACUACUUUGAUUCUAUUCUUCGUAUUGGUCAAUCAAACUACAUGCCUAGCGAUCAAGAUGUCCUGCGUUCCCGUGUUAAAUCAACUGGUAUUACAGAGACUACAUUCGUGAUUGAUUCUUUGACAUACCGCAUGUUUGAUGUGGGCGGACAGAGAUCUGAGCGUAAGAAGUGGAUCCACUGUUUUGAAAAUGUUACGGCUUUGGUGUUUUUGGUGGCAAUUUCAGAGUAUGAUCAGGUCCUAUUUGAAGAUGAAAGUGUCAACCGUCUGCAAGAAUCAUUGACCUUGUUUGACUCCAUCUGCAACUCGAGAUGGUUCAUCAAGACGUCCAUUAUUCUGUUCCUCAACAAAAUAGACCUGUUUGCCGAGAAACUGCCUAGAAGUCCCUUGGGCGAUUACUUUGGUGAUUACAAAGGCGGUGAUAACUAUGAUGCUGCGUGCCAAUAUCUCUUGCAAAAGUUCAUCUCCUUGAAUACAAGAGCAGAUACAAAGCAAAUCUAUACUCAUCUGACAUGCGCAACAGAGACCAAACAGAUCAAAUUUGUCAUGAAUGCUAUCAAUGAUAUCUUGGUGCACGAUAACUUGCGUAAUGUGGGCCUGUUGUAG